Suillus bovinus is the source of this 1499-nucleotide messenger RNA. RefSeq lists its product as uncharacterized. Lineage: Eukaryota; Fungi; Basidiomycota; Agaricomycetes; Boletales; Suillaceae. The transcript is spliced from 2 exons. The coding region runs from base 46 to 1350 and encodes 434 amino acids. The record is from RefSeq and is a predicted model, not a curated record.
GUGUCCGAUACAUCUCUUCGGUCUGAAACUACGAUAACACCUCGGAUGUCAUCACGGUUGGCAAAGAAGAUCCAUCCUUUUAUUUUUACAAAAAGUCGAGACAUCUAUCCAUACUUAGCUUCCAAGGAUUCCUUGGACUCGGUCGAGUCAUCACAAGAGGAGCACAGUGGCACAGGGUGCUCGACACUUUCAGCAUCUACUCUCAAGAAGAAGAUAGGCCCUCUGCGUAAAACCAGUCUUGCAGAUGAUGGUGUAAAGGCUGCCCUUAUGGAAGAGUGGGCAAAUCUUCGCAUGUCUCAAGGAACACUGCUAUCAAGUACGAGUGCAGGUACGGAUACAACGUCGCAUCUAUCGAGCAAAUGUGGAAGCCAUGAACCCUGCAACAAAGCAGAGAUGCCAUCCGGUGAAGUGGCUGAACCCAAUGAACCACACCCCACCCCAACCAACGACCACAUAAAACAAGAUUCCGGCUCCUUGUCUAACCAAGUGACUGAGCCACACCCAGACUCGGACGUGCCUGCUACAAAUGAAUUGCCAUUCACUCCCCCGCUCCCGCUGGAUGGGGAAUCUGUCCUACAAUAUAGUUUAUCAGAUUGUGACUUAAGGUAUCCGAGCUCGUCACCGGAGAAUAUUCAUCCAGCGGUUGAGGAUAUGGCUCCAUCGCAGCAUGUUAAUGAGGAGACAACGGAAACAACAGCCAAGGCUUCACAUACGCCUGUCAUCGGUUCUCUAGAGGUUGUGAAUCAGCCUUCACAACUACUUGCUACUGACCGUAAAAUUACGACGUUGCAUCUCACCAGUAGUCCUAUACUGCCAAAGCUUGAGAUCCUCCCAGAGACCACGAUUUUGGCUGGACCUGCUGCCCCUGUCGAACAUGAAGAAUCCUCGACUAGAGCUUCUCCUGCCGUCGAUAUCGAGCACGUUGUUUCAUCUCAAGCCGAUAUCGAGGAUGUUGUUUGGGGUUUUCACAUGCUGGACCUGCAUGAGGUGCUUUCGCCAUGGGUACCAAUGUCUCCCGCAGCGCCAUCUGUUUACGUCCCACCUGCUGUGCAGCACUUAAUCGCCGCCAUGAAACGUCAACUAGAAAUUGAAUGUCAGGCUCGAAAACGUGCUGAAGAACUUUAUCUAGAUGAAAUGCGCUUGCGCAUUCAGAUGGAAGAAAUGGUUGAUAGGUUACAGAGGGAACGGGGACGAGGUACAUCUCAGCAACAUCCCUCAGUGCAUGCUUCACCGCGUGCGACUUCGGUGCACGCAAGUCCAGAAGGAGCUGGGCAGCGGGAUGGUGGAGCCGAACCAAUACCCAUUGAUACCACUUAUCCGAAUGCCACUACGGAAGAUUCUUGUGCUUAGGCAUCAAGCCAUUACACCACUCAACUUGCUUUCGAUUUGAUUCCAUUGUUGUAUUCCUGCUUUGUCGCAAUCUAUACUAACUCUAGUGUAAUGUCUCUCGUACGGAUCUCAAGUGCUAUUCUUAAGUCGCGUUGAACAUGCAUACUAUU